This is a messenger RNA of Plasmopara halstedii, 316 nucleotides long. RefSeq lists its product as uncharacterized. NCBI's taxonomy places the organism in Eukaryota, Oomycota, Peronosporomycetes, Peronosporales, Peronosporaceae. The record is from RefSeq and is a predicted model, not a curated record. The transcript has a single exon. The annotation marks the transcript as partial.
AUGCGCCGCCGCGUAAAGUUCGUCUUGGUACUUACUGCUAUUGCUCUGGCUACAAAUGUGAUUGCUUCGGUUACGCCAGUACCAUCUCCUCAGCCUUCUGAGAGGGAUGCAACUGAUUUUGAGGCGAAGAAGUCGGUGAAACCAGAGAACAUGAAUGAUGGUGCUGUCCAGGAUUUUAAUGUCGAAGAGAGAACUGCUUUACACGGCAUCGAAGACGUCGAAAUGCUUGGUCAUAGUACUGAAUCGUUUGGCAACAAGAUGUUACAUGUAUUGAAACGAAUUAUUGGGUACCAACCUCCAGCGAGUGCAUCAAAGA